This is a messenger RNA of Agelaius phoeniceus (red-winged blackbird), 675 nucleotides long. It is a transcript of the gene RS1, whose product is annotated as retinoschisin 1. The record is from RefSeq and is a predicted model, not a curated record. NCBI's taxonomy places the organism in Eukaryota, Metazoa, Chordata, Aves, Passeriformes, Icteridae.
AUGCAGUUCAAGAUGGGGAGCGUCCUGCUGUCUCUUCUUUUCUGGUACAAAGCUGUGAUGGCCCUCUCCCCAGGAGAGGAUGAGAGACUGGAGCUGUGGCACAGCAAGGCUUGCAAAUGCGACUGCCAAGGAGGCCCCAACUCGGUGUGGUCCAGCGGGACUAAUGGCUUGGAGUGCAUGCCAGAGUGUCCCUACCACAAGCCCCUGGGCUUUGAGUCUGGUGCUGUCACCCCAGACCAGAUCAGCUGCUCCAACCCUGAGCAGUACACGGGCUGGUACUCCUCCUGGACAGCCAACAAGGCCCGCCUCAACGGCCAAGGCUUUGGGUGUGCGUGGCUCUCCAAGUACCAGGACACUGCACAGUGGCUGCAGAUCGACCUGAAGGAGGUGAAGGUGAUUUCGGGGAUCCUGACCCAAGGGCGCUGUGACGCUGACGAGUGGAUGACCAAGUACAGCGUGCAGUACCGCACCGACGAGAACCUCAACUGGGUCUACUACAAGGACCAGACCGGGAACAACCGGGUUUUCUAUGGCAACUCGGACCGCUCGUCCUCGGUGCAGAACCUGCUGCGGCCGCCCAUCGUGGCGCGCUACAUCCGCCUGAUCCCGCUGGGCUGGCACGUGCGCAUCGCCAUCCGCAUGGAGCUCCUCGAGUGCCUGGGCAAGUGCGGCUGA